UCUGUGCAUCCCUAGGCGGUGCAGAAGAUAAUCCAAAAUAGCUGAUCCAGUUUGCAAGAUCCUUUUGCCUACUAGGAUCAGUCUUUUUCACCAUAUCAAGCCAUUCAAGAAUCUGGGCUGGCUUGCACGAGUCUUCCGAGCAGGACAGGAGCCAUUGCCAGCCGCACGGCCCCUUUCCUCUACAGCAGCCCAAGCAGCGUGCCUUGCAGGGCCGGCAAAGGGGUCUGUGCGCGUGCCCAGAAUGAUGGCUUCGGUCUGGAAGGAGGACUCUGGAAAGCCUCCUUUUCUAGCGACCUCCCAUCUCCCCUCGGUUGCAGGAGUCCAGAGACUACAGUUCCCAGGAUGCCGCGCGCGGCGCCGCGUGACGCUUCGCAAAGUAUACUGUAUCUUUCUGCUUCCCCGAGGCGGGACUUGGUCGCUGCUGGGGCGAGGAAAGUUGCCCAGAGCGCAGCUGAACCGUCGCUUUCCUUGCGAGGAAAAGGGAGAAGCAAAGGAGAGAGAGAGAGAAAGGGGGGAAGAAGGAGAAGGAGGAGAAGAAAACCACGCCAUCAUGAUGCAAAUGUACUUCAUUUUCUCCGACAAAGUGGUGCUCCUCUUUGACUUCUGGAAUGUCCACAGCCCGGGAGGCAUGGUUCUUUCAGUGAUUGUGAUCCUGCUGCUGGCAGUGCUGUACGAAGCCAUCAAGGUGGGCAAAGCCAAGCUGGUCCAGCGCACGAUGCCCACGGUGGCGCCCAGCAUCAGCCAGGAGGCCUUGGACGAGCCGGAGAGGGCCUCCGUCAGCAACGGCCUGGAUCGGUUUGUCCACCCCCCAAAGAAGUGGUUCCUGUGGCACUCGGUUCAGACGUUGAUUCACAUCGUCCAAGUGGUCCUGGGCUACCUGGUGAUGCUGGCCGUGAUGACCUACAACACGUGGAUUUUCCUGGGCGUGGUCGCGGGCUCGGCCAUCGGCUACUUCCUCUUCUAUCCUCUGCUCAACACAAGAUAGCAGCGCCGGGGUCCACUCCGGUCCUCGGAGGGUGCAGAAGGCUGUACGGUGCAGACGAGCCGAUGCUGCUUUGGAAACUGACCUGAGACAUUGGGUAGCUGGGGGGGGGGGAUGGAGGUCACCCCACUGUAGUGCGAGAGUUCUUCCUCCGCCCCACUUUUCCCUCCGGCCUCCACAUGCAGGGUACUUACAAACUUCUAACCUUUUUAAAAUGGCACUUUCGCUGCUUAUGUUUUGCACGAGGGCUAUUAUGUCAGGUGGCUUCUGAACACGAGUCCUGACGGCUGUGCCUAGGAAAUCUGUAUAGUCAAGGGAGUUGCUGCAUACACAGUCUGACCACUGGUCCCCCUGAGCCUAAGACUGUCUACUCUGACUGGCAACGGCUCUCUACGUCUCAGAAGACUUUCCCAAUCCGUGAGAUAUUUUUAGCUAGAGAGCCCAAGACCUCUGACAUUUAAUGCAUUCUCCUGCAACCUACAGACAGUAAGAGAACCAAGAAAAUAUUGUCCUGGGUCGACUUCCAGGAAAAGGACUGCUUUGCACAGUACCUAAUUUACAGAAUUUGCUGCCACAAGUCGUGGCAAAGGCCACCGGCUUGGAUAGCCCUUAGAGAAGUAGACAAAUUCAAGGGCAGACAGGUAAGUCAGUGGCUGUUCUAAGUAGAACUUCCAUGUUCAGUGGCAGAUAUUGGGCAGGAACAGAACUAUUGCCUUCCUGCUCCUGCAACUGAUUAGCGAGUGUGGGAAGCAGCCAGCCGAACGAGAGCUCCGAUCUGAUCCAGCCAGACUCUUCUAACUCAGGGGAUCCCAGAUAUUGGACUUCUAGAUUGGACAAUAUCCACAAUCUAUCAUAGAUUGUGGGUAUUGCUCACAAGGCUGGGGACAAUGGGAGUUGGAGUCCAAGAGCAUCUGGGGUCCCAAGGUUGGGCACCUCUGUUCUAACUUAACGUGAGAUGCAAACUGCCACCUUAGCUCUGUUAGCAGCGGGGCAGGGCGAGAGAAGACCAGUUUUUGCUCUGAUUUCUUUCAUUUGGGUGUGGACGGAGUAUUGUUCUGGGUGGCAGUAUCAAGGCAGUGUGCAUGCACACAUGCAUUCAGAGUGGGGCCUUCUGGAUUCAACCCGAGCGGGAUCCAAAAGUGUCCAUCAAACAACGUGUGGGCACGCCCGCACAUGACAGAUUGCCCAUCUCCCUCACAGGGGAAUCUUAGUUGUAAUUCUCACCCCCACCCCGCCACACACACACCUGCCCCACCCCUAGAAACCAAGUUCGACUCUUCAACCCUGCUUUUGUUCUGCUCUUCUCCAAGUGCACGCUGUCCAAAAGGAAGAGACAGGCAUGGCCGACAUUAAAUAAAGCUGAAUUUUAUUAUUAA
This is a messenger RNA of Hemicordylus capensis (graceful crag lizard), 2358 nucleotides long. RefSeq names its product solute carrier family 31 member 2 (gene SLC31A2). NCBI's taxonomy places the organism in Eukaryota, Metazoa, Chordata, Lepidosauria, Squamata, Cordylidae. The transcript is spliced from 4 exons. The record is from RefSeq and is a predicted model, not a curated record. Bases 242 to 985 code for a protein of 247 amino acids. Gene Ontology annotation, molecular function: copper ion transmembrane transporter activity. Gene Ontology annotation, biological process: copper ion transmembrane transport. Gene Ontology annotation, cellular component: membrane.